Molecule: messenger RNA, 3354 nt
Organism: Naumovozyma dairenensis CBS 421
Lineage: Eukaryota; Fungi; Ascomycota; Saccharomycetes; Saccharomycetales; Saccharomycetaceae
Gene: PTP2
Product: tyrosine protein phosphatase PTP2
Exons: 1
Coding region: 1-3354 (1117 amino acids)
Biological process (GO): protein dephosphorylation
Molecular function (GO): protein tyrosine phosphatase activity
Source: RefSeq, a predicted model, not a curated record
AUGGAUAGAUAUGACAAAAAUACCAUUACUACUUCAAACUUAUUUCAAUAUAGUCCCAAAAAAGUUGUUGACAUAAAUCAAGAAAACAUGGAUCCAAGCUAUAGUUUGAAUAUUGUCCCACAGAUGAAUACCGGAUAUCAUCCUCAUCCUCUACUGGAUCGUUCGAAACCGUUCCCAAUGCAACAAAGGAAAGGGAAAAAUGUACUGGAUUUAACAACUGCGCAAUAUCAUAUUGAAGGUUUAACUACCAUAUCUGGACCUAAAAUAUUAACUAAAUUUUCCAAAGAAAUGGACAAACUUCUUAUUUUUGACUUAACCUGCCAUGAAAGAGUUCUAUUAUCUCCUGAUAACUCGAAUUCAAAUCACCUUGACACGAAUUCUAUCUCACUAUCAAAUUUAAUACGGAAUGGCUCCCACGCCCAUAAUAUAGAAACAGUUACAAAUACAAAUAUAAAUACAAAUACAAGUACAAAAGACAAAAACGAUGAUGUCGUAUAUUGUGUACAUUUAACUUUCCCAAGUACUCUUUUGAAAAGACCAUCUUUUAAUUUCGAAAAGUUAUUGAAAACAACUUUAUCAGAAAGGAAAAUACCCGAAAUUUUAAAUCUCAUAAAUAAGUUCCAAUAUUUCAUAUUUUAUGAUGAUAACUCAAAUAAUUUACAAAAUUGUAAUCCUUCAACCUAUUUCUUAAUUACAAAAUUCAAAACAUUUUUAGAUGAAAAAUAUCCAAAUAUUUCGAAACAUAUCUUUCUACUAGACCAUUCAUCUGAUGAUGACUUGGAUCUAUCUAAUAAGAGUACACAAUCAAACAAUAUAACGCCAUGUUAUCUUUCUAGGACACCGAUAGUACAGCAAAAUUCAGCAUCUGCAAUUAAACCAACGACAAACAAUAGUAGAAAAUUUAAUUUGAAAUUACAAAUACCUCCUCCAAACCCAACAAAUCGUUUAUUCGUGCAGUCAUUGAAAAAGGAUUCAGUAAUAUAUUCUCCGACUUCACUGAGAAGAUAUUUCACCUUUGUUAUCCCAAAAUCCAUUAAAGAUAAUGAUUCAUCUUUACCUCUAUGGUUGAGGAAAUAUACGCAAAGAGAUCAAAUUAAUCAUAUCCUCGAAUCAUUAUGUAAUAAGUUCAAUUUAUUGGAGAAUUUAGAAGUUCAAAGAUUAUCCAAGUCUUUAAGAACAGGUAUCACUCAUACUCCUACAGGCAGUAAUAUCAACAAUUACAACAACAACAAAGAUAUAUCAUUGAAAGAAAAGAAAAAUGACGAAAACAACAAUAUAGUUAAUGAAUAUACUAAGAAUACUAAUACAACCCAAGCAAAUCAUACAGGUCAAAAACAAUCUUUAUCUUCCGUAUCCUCAUAUCAUAAAAUUUAUUCGCUACUUCAUUUACAAAAACAAUUCAAAAAAGUCAAAAAAGAACAAACUCAUACAACUGAACCAGAAACUAAUAACAAUAAUGAUAUUAGUAAGGAUGGUGAUGAUAAUAUUAAAUAUAAUUGUAUGAAGCAUAUUAAAUCAGACCAAAACAAGGACAAGAAGGUAAACGAAUAUCAACCAAAAUUACCACCUCUUGUUAUUACUAUAGAAGAUAUUCCAAAUGAAGCUGGGACAAAAGCAACAAGUAAUACCAAUAGUAGUUCAUCUACAAUAUCAUCAUCGUCGUCUACAACAUCACAAAAAUCUCUACUAUCUCCGUACUCAGAUCCAUAUAGUAACCGCACAGGUAGUAACACCGUAGAUAUUCUAGCAACGACACCAUCAGAUAAUUAUGAAGUGUCACAAGGUAUUCAAUCAUUCGCUAAAAAUAGAUAUUCAAAUAUAUUACCUUAUGAACAUACUAGAGUCAAAUUACAACCAUCACCCAUUGGGUCAAAAACUAAUAGUAAAUCAAGUCUCAUGUCCUUAAUGGAAAAUAAUAAUAAUACCUAUAGUCAUAACAAGAAUAAUAUCUCUUCUUCAUCAUCGCCAUCGUCAUCGUCAUCAUUAUCCUCUUCUUCUUCUUCUAUCAAAUAUUCCAUGACAAAGGCACCUACAAUGAUGAUGAACAAGAAUAACGAUAUUGGAGAGGUAACUUCAAACUCGAAUAAUGUUCUUAUGAGGAACAAUUCUUCUUCAACACAAUUAUUUGAACAGAAUUUACCCAAUAAUAACGAUAGAAGAAGCCUUAGUGGUGAACCAACAGGUAAUAAUAUUGACACUUCUUCUUCUGUUACAAAUUCUUCCAAUUCAAUUUUAACUUUAGUGAGGAAAAGAAGAAAUUCGUCAUACUUUAAUAGAGAUUCAAUACCACCACCAUUACUAACAUCUUCAUCAUUCUCCUCUUCAGCAUCAUCGAAAUUUCCAUUAUCAUCUUCUUAUACUUCUAAAUCAACGGUCACACCGUCUGAUAAAUCCACAACAGCAAACUUAGUUCCUCCUGGGUCACAUCAUUUCUCUGUUUCUUCCUCUUCUUCUUCGUCCUCCACACAAAAUAGUAACAGACGGAUUUCAUCAGAUGGUUUAUCAAACUAUCCCCAGUUAAAUAUUGACAGAAAAUCAGUAUCAUUCGAUGAUUACUUUAAUGCAAAUUAUUUAAAACUACCACAAAUCAAUCCAGAUUUUAAUUAUUUGGCCACACAGGCACCAUUACCUUCCACAAUGGAUGAUUUUUGGAAAGUCGUCAUCUCUAAUAAUAUUAAGAUUAUUAUAUCAUUAAAUUCCGAUGAUGAAUUAGCAAUGAAAAAAUGGGACAUAUAUUGGAAUAAUCAAAAUUAUUCUAAUUAUAAAGUAAAAGUGAUCAAAUGUUUACAAAAUUUUAGUAAAUUAGAUGGUCUCAUUUUAAGAAUUUUCCAAGUAACUAAAUGUAAAUCAAAUACAUCAUCGUGUUGUUCCUCCAUUGUUUUCCAAUUACAAUAUACAAAAUGGUUAGAUUCUUGUAGUAUUGUGAUGACUGACCUUUUAAAAAUAUUGAAAAUCAAAGAUGUAUUGUUGUUGGAAAAUCCCUUAACUUUCAUCGAACAAUGGGAAAAAAAUUCAAUCAAUGAUGACAAUUUACAUGAAAUCUAUUCCAAGAUGCAAAAAGAUGGGACGAUAAUUAAAAAAUAUGAUUCUCCAUUGUUAGUUCAUUGUUCAGCAGGUUGUGGUAGAACAGGUGUUUUCAUUACUUUGGAUUUCUUAAUCAAUAUCUUAACAAAUUCCAAGAAUAGUUCAAAUAACAUUGAUGUUUGGAAUAUGAAACAUGAUUUGAUUUUCAUAGUUGUUAAUGAAUUAAGAAAACAAAGAAUUUCAAUGGUUCAAAAUUUGACUCAGUAUAUCACUUGUUAUGAAUCCAUUCUACAAUAUUUUGCAUUGUCAAGAGAGAAUAUUAUUACCUAG